CGGCUAUUCGUAUGUUUCUCUAAAAUCAAAAAUUAUGAGGAUUCUAAAUUUAUGUUUUGCAAUAACAGUCCUGUUUGGAGCCGUUAUUGGAGAGCAAGUCUGGCUUCGGGAUUUGAACUCGGACCUUGAUAAACGGAACCUUGAGAUCGGAGGCUUACCGUCAAACUUUAAAUUCGCACUCAUCCGGCAAGGUUAUGACCAUGGACUCGAACUGAACUUGGAGGAAAAUCGGCGACUUGGAGCUAACGCACCGGUUUACGAAGUUAAACAAACAUCUGAUGGUAAACAACAAUUAGUGAAGAAAAAUGCCAUCCCAAUAACGCAGACGAAAUUUUACCAAGAUAAGAAAGUAAAUGGAGUUUUUAUGGUCACGUGCAAGAAACAACGUAUUGGCGCGUGCCAAAGAAUGGUGGAAGGGUUAUUUGACAUGGAUGGCGAAAAUUACAACUUGGCCCCAAGUGAAAAGCCUACAGUGCUACGAAACGUAAAUACUGGAGAUGUUCCGCAUGAACUGGUUUCCAACAAGGUAGAAAGCAUGAGAUGGUUGUCUGAAAUGACAGACUUUGCAGAAAUAGAAGACGGACAUUUACAACAACGUAAUGAAUUCUUGGAAAAGUUGACUGGUUUACUUAAUGGAAGAGAUGCAGAUUUGAUUGCCAGGGUAAAUCCAUAA
Molecule: messenger RNA, 673 nt
Organism: Ruditapes philippinarum (Manila clam)
Lineage: Eukaryota; Metazoa; Mollusca; Bivalvia; Venerida; Veneridae
Exons: 5
Coding region: 35-673 (212 amino acids)
Source: RefSeq, a predicted model, not a curated record